Messenger RNA from Westerdykella ornata, 1395 nucleotides. RefSeq names its product nicotinate phosphoribosyltransferase. Lineage: Eukaryota; Fungi; Ascomycota; Dothideomycetes; Pleosporales; Sporormiaceae. The transcript has 4 exons. Bases 1 to 1395 code for a protein of 464 amino acids. Gene Ontology annotation, biological process: NAD+ biosynthetic process. The record is from RefSeq and is a predicted model, not a curated record. Gene Ontology annotation, molecular function: nicotinate phosphoribosyltransferase activity.
AUGGCGAGCAACAGGUCCGCCGUGCUGCCCGAGGGCAUCUUUUCCCUCCUCGAUACCGACCUCUACAAGCUCACCAUGCAGUGCUGCAUUCUCAGGUUCUUCCCUAGUGUUCCUGUCACCUACGGAUUCACCAAUCGCACCCCGGAGAAAAAGCUCACUCGAGCCGCCUUCAAGUGGCUAGAGGCCCAAGUAGCCAAGUUUGGAGAUAUCUCGCUUUCCGCCGACGAACUCCGCUUCCUGCAGAGUAAUUGCCCCUACCUGAACAGCGACUACCUGCGCUUCCUUUCCGAAUUCCGCCUGCAACCCUCAAAGCAGUUGAAACUCGUAUUUACUCCCGACCAUGACCUAGGCCAGGACAGCGACGUUGGUGCCUUCUUCAUACAUACCGAAGGCCUCUGGGUGGAUACCAUUCUCUACGAAAUACCCCUGCUCGCCCUGAUUAGCGAAGCCUAUUUCAAGUUCUGCGAUACAGACUGGUCACACGAGGGCCAGGUGAAUAAGGCCUACCAGAAAGGGGCGACGCUUCUGCAAGAAGGCUGCAUGUUCUCCGAGUUCGGCACCAGGAGACGUCGCGACUAUCAUACCCAGGAUUUGGUCCUACAGGGGUUGCGUCGGGCGCAGGACGAGGCCGACGCGAACGGAUGGCCAGGGAGAUUGACUGGCACGAGCAACGUCCACUUUGCCAUGAAACACCAGCUGACUCCCAUUGGUACCGUCGCGCAUGAGUGGUUCAUGGGAGUAGCUGCCAUCACCAAUGACUAUGAGCAUGCCAACGAGAUCGCGCUCGACUAUUGGACGGCAACGUUCGGGGAGGGUGUCCUGAGUAUCGCCCUCACGGAUACUUUCGGGACGCCAGCUUUUCUGCAGGCUUUCAAGAAGACAAUACCAUCGCGCGCGUCGACGGGCAUGCCUGUCGAGGGAGGUCCAGCGGAGCAGCAGUCUGCAACGACCUUCGCGCAGGUUUUCUCGGGUGUACGGCAGGAUUCCGGAGAUCCGCUAGAUUUCAUCAAAAUGAUGCGUGAGUUCUAUGUUGAGCAAGGCAUCAGGGAAAAGAAAACAAUUGUGUUUUCAGACUCUUUGAAUGUCGACCUUUGCCUCAAGUAUAAAUCAGCCGCCGAGGCACAAGGAUUUCAGCCAACCUUUGGCGUGGGCACCUUCUUCACAAAUGACUUUGUCCAGCAGUCAACUGGCAACAAAUCAAUUCCGCUCAACAUUGUCAUCAAACUAUCCUCGGCGGGGGGCCGUGCAGCUGUGAAGAUUAGCGAUAAUAUGGGGAAAAACACGGGCGACCAGGCGACCGUUGAGGAAGUCAAAAAGCGUCUCGGCUACAAGGAAAAGUUGUGGGCCGGUGGGGAUGAAAGCACCCGCUGGGGUACGGAAACUACUCCACCGUAA